This is a messenger RNA of Phragmites australis (common reed), 1338 nucleotides long. RefSeq names its product GDSL esterase/lipase At3g48460-like. The transcript is spliced from 2 exons. The record is from RefSeq and is a predicted model, not a curated record. Gene Ontology annotation, molecular function: hydrolase activity, acting on ester bonds. Lineage: Eukaryota; Viridiplantae; Streptophyta; Magnoliopsida; Poales; Poaceae. The coding region runs from base 40 to 1209 and encodes 389 amino acids.
AAGCUAGCUAGGCAGCUAGCACUGACUGCCCCAAGGACGAUGACAAUGGCGACCACCAGCCGUCUUCUCCUGCUAGUCCUCGCCACCGUUGUCGCUGUGGCGGCGACGGCUCCGGCUCCGGCUGCAGCCGCGGCUGCGGCGUCGUCGCCGUUCCGGACGGUGUACGCGUUCGGCGACUCGUUCACGGACACGGGGAACACGCACUCGACGACGGGGCAGACGUCCUUCGGCUACGUCUCCAGCCCGCCCUACGGCGCCACCUUCUUCAACCGCUCCACCAACCGCUACUCCGACGGCCGCCUCGUCGUCGACUUCCUCGCGCAGGAGCUUUCGCUGCCCUCGUUCCUCCCGCCCUACCUCUCCGCCGCCUCCAGCUCCAACAACGCUACCGACGUCGGCGUCAACUUCGCCGUGGCCGGCGCCACGGCCAUCGAGCACGACUUCUUCGCCAAGAACAACAUCAGCAUCGAUAUCACGCCGCAGUCCAUCAUGACGCAGCUCGCCUGGUUCGACGCGCACCUCCGCCGGACUACCACGGCAAGCGAGAUCAAGGAGAAGGUCGCCGACGCGCUCUUCUGGGUCGGCGAGAUCGGUGCCAACGACUACGCCUACACCGACGUCAUGGCUGCCCCCACGAUCCGCCCCAAGCUCAUCCGGACCAUGGCCGUCCAGAGGAUCACCACCUUCAUCGAGGCAUUGCUGCAGAGAGGUGCCAAGUACCUGAUCGUGCAGGGGCUGCCAGUCACGGGCUGCCUGUCGCUCACCUUGACGCUGGCGCGCGCGGACGACCGCGACAACCUCAGCUGCGUCGCCUCCGUCAACCGGCAGGACUACGCGCACAACCGCCUCCUCCUGGCCACCCUCCGCCGGCUCCGGCAGAAGCACCCGGACGCCGUCAUCGCCUACGCCGACUACUACGGCGCGCACCUCGCCGUCUUGCGGAGCCCCGCGAGGUACGGCUUCACGGAGCUCUUCCGGACGUGCUGCGGCUCCGGCGGCGGCGACUACAACUUCGACGUCUUCGCCACCUGCGGAUCGCCGGAGGUGACGACGGCCUGCGCCCAGCCGGCCAAGUACGUCAACUGGGACGGCGUCCACAUGACGGAGGCCAUGUACAAGGUCGUCGCCACCAUGUUCUUCCAGGACCGCGACACCUACUGCCGCCCGUCGUUCGGUGCUCUGCUGGCCAGGAAAGCCCAGGGCAAGUGACCGCCGCCGAGAUCACCUCGAGAAUCUUUGCCGCUUGCUAGCUACGGUCAGUUCAGCACAAAUGCAAUUUAAUGGUGACGAAUGCAUCAGUCACCUUGUUCUUCAACCAUUGUGAUUUCACAGGUGUAU